AUGGUCAUUCCCGCCAUCACAGCCGAAACACUCAAAGCAAACCUCCCUUCUCGCUUCCUGAUCUCAAUGGACAAUCCUCAACAACAGAGUGCCAAGGGUAGUCUUGACCAACUCUGCGACUCGGAAUUCUGCCGAUUCCUGGCCGUUCUGCAGUUUAGCCCGUCUCUCCAUCCAUUCGACGCGAUUGAAGAGGCUCUGGGCCAGACCUUCCUCGAUGGCCGUUUAUUCCAUAUACUCGAAAUCGGAUCAUUCGAAACAAUUGUGGCCAGAGAAUAUUGCCCCUCCUGCAGAUUCACCCUCGCCGUGCUAGAAAGCUGCUCUAACGAUAGGGGGCCGCCGGACUCGACGUAUUGGGCUUCUUGUGAUACCAGAUGUUUAACUAUCAGGCUUCGCUACCGCAAGGCUGGUGACCCAGCUUUUUAUUACGUGGGCAAGUUGCUGGAAAUGCUGACAUUCCUCGCAAACGAUUAUAACCGAGAUCCUGAGGCAGGAAGAGUCGUGGAUUCCGAAGGCAUCGACUACCAACGUAUGAAAUCCUGGUUAGAGCUUUGCUCGCAAUUGCAUAAAGUCUGCCCGUCCACAGCCAUAGGGAGCAGAACACAUGGCCGAAAUCUCCCCCUUCGCCUUCGCGUUGUCGAUGUUCAAGAAAUGUGUCUGACGGAAAUCCCAUGGACGGAGAAAUACGUUGCCCUGAGCUAUGUGUGGGGAGGAGCAACUCCUCCUCGGCUUGUCAAACACGAGCUGGAGAUGUGGAUGACUCCCGACUCAAUCCGACUUCGAGCGCACAGCUUUCCCCAAACCAUCCGCGAUGCGAUAGAGGUUGUCAGGAAUCUCGAGCUACGGUAUUUUUGGUUUGACUCACUGUGCCUCUUUCAAGAUGAUUUCGAAGAGCUUCGCAAGAGCAUCAAAAAUAUGGACAUGAUAUUUGAGAAAGCAUAUUUCACCAUAGUCGCCGCCAAUGGUUCCAGUGCCAAUGAUGGUCUUCCAGGUGUUGGGAGAUCCCGUAACCCAAGCCAGAUGGUCCAAUAUAUAAAGCCCAACACAAGUCUGAUUAGGGUGGUGCCGCUAGAUGCCCACCUGAAGUCAUCAGUGUGGUCGACGCGCGGUUGGACACUCCAAGAACAACAUCUCUCACGCCGAACAAUGAAUUUUGUCGACGAACAAGUAUUCUUCCGCUGCCGGGAGAGCGUAUGGGCCGAAGAUCUGUGUAAAGACAUUGUGCUUCAGACUCAUCCUCGACUUUACCGCGAAACGGGAACCGAUUACAUCGCGUUUGCGCGAGAGAGUAUGGACGACAUGGAGUUUGCCUUGGCACCUUACGACUUCCUCUUCAGUGCUCUGGAGGAAUUCCAAAAACGCAAAAUUACUAUGAACAGUGACGCAUUGAAUGCCAUGUCUGGCAUCCUUGAGCGAGUUGCCGAUGCCGCAACGACGGAAAUGAUCGAAGGCCUACCCGCUAAGAUUCUCCCUGUGGCUAUGAUCUUUCAAAAUCGAGGGGACAACCCAGAGCUGUCUUCAGACGUGCGCCGUAGGUCGGAUUUUCCGAGCUGGUCGUGGGCAGGAUGGCGGGCCCCGUCCUUUUGGCACAUCUGGGGUGAAUUUGAUAUAAUAUUCAGUGGCGAGGAUGAGAUUCUCGACUGGCUGGCCGAUGCCAAUUGGAUCAAAUGGCGGAUGUCCCAGAAAGGGGGUAAGCUUGAAAUUGUCCACGAUCCAUCGACAAUUAGGCACCAAUUCGCCAUACAUGAUGGAGAGAAAGCAAACACGAGUGACAUACACAAUACCGUGACAGCACGUGGGGAGAGAUCUGUGCUGCACCCCCUGGAUCAAAUACCCUGGGCUGCACGAGACGUGGUUGCUAAAAUCCCGCCAGAUAUUCCCUACACCGUCUUGGUUUUCCAGACCAUCGUCAUCCACAUGGCCGUUGCCGCCCCAGGGCCAGAUUCCGAUUCGUACUGCCACUACUCCAUCCUUGACAAUACGGGCUCGAAUUGUGGUGAAGUCAUACCGGACUUACUACCUGCGAUUCCCAACACGGAGAACUACGUCUCCAAUGGCACCCAAGGAAACACAGACGCAGAUGCAGACAGACUGGUCGAAGCAGAGGAGAAAGCACGACAGCCCAGAUACCCUUUCUCCGAGUUCCUCCUCCUCUCCGAGCGCCAUCACAAACCAAACUGGAGAGCCGAGGGGAUAGACAAGACCCUGCAGAACGUCGUUGAGAAGGACUCUUACUGGGUGAUGAUGGUCGAGUACCUACCCAAGAAAGCCGUCUAUGAACGGAGAGGCAUCGGCCAUGUCCUGAAGACUUCGGUGUUGGAAGGAAAGACGUUUGGGCCGGGGCCUGAGUGGAGGGAGAUUGUGCUGGCUUGA
Molecule: messenger RNA, 2370 nt
Organism: Cladophialophora immunda
Lineage: Eukaryota; Fungi; Ascomycota; Eurotiomycetes; Chaetothyriales; Herpotrichiellaceae
Exons: 2
Coding region: 1-2370 (789 amino acids)
Source: RefSeq, a predicted model, not a curated record